AGACCCAGGGAUUUUCAAAGUACGCGUUGAAAAUUUUCUACUUUCAUUUUGGUUUAAUAUCGUGCAUUAUCGUCUGGAUUAAUGAAUGAUGCGGUGGAUUUUGAGAACGUAAAUGUUGCAGAAGCAAAGCAGGGAUGGAAAAUACUGAGAUUCAACUUGAAGAUAAAACUAAACAGCUCGAGUUUUUGAAGAAUAUAUGGAAAUCGCCAAGUUCAUCCAACCAAACGUUGAAAUGUAAUAUUGGUUUACAAAUUAAAGAUGACAACUUGAAUAUCAGAAUAAAAUCAACUGAGAAUACACAAAAGGAUUCACAGUCAUUCGAGACCGAGCCGGUGUUUUCAGAUGACGACUUUCUUCCAGUGGAUAACCAACCCUUUUCCUUUAGAAAAUGCAUGCCCUGUCCCAGCAGAAUACAGACACGUGGUAACGAAAGUGACGAGGAUGUGAUCCACAAUGACUUUUAUGUCAAAGAGACAAACACUCGCGGCAGACAGGGAGUCCAAAAGUCAAUGUCACUUGGAAAUUCAAGUCUUCUCAUCGUUUUCCCGGGCGCGUCAAAAUCAGGAUGGAGAAAGGGCUCCGAGGAAGGAAGUUCAACGCGACAAGCUAUUCGUUCAAAUGAAGAAGAUUAUGUGUGCAAUGAUGACGAACGUACCAGCGAGGCGAACGACGCUGGUGUAAGAAGUAUGUUCACGCUUGCUGUGAGUUAUGGUCCUAAGCAUGCUGGUUCUAAAAGUAUCAACGAAUUAGAACACCCCAACAUUCCUUUAAGCAUGGACUAUGGUAAUGUUGCUAAACCCUUUUUGUCUGCAACCGAUGAUUAUUCUGACGAUGUAAACGAUGAUGACGACGACUACUACCAAACACAUCAGCACAACCAGCAUCACCACUGUCACCACCAGCACCACCACUGUCACCACCAGCACCACCACUGUCACCACAACCACACGGAACAUCAAACUGACUGCCUCACCCAUGGGACUCGCAGUAUAGGCGGACAGGAGGUAGAGCAGAAAUAUCUCUUUGAUUACAGCGAUCUUGAAAGAGAACCCCCCAAAAGCUCAAGACAAAACCUCUAUACAAGUACCGGUAUAUACCCAUGUAUCUACGGAUAUGCUGACGGUUGUGGACAGUGCAAAAGCUGCAAGACAGGAAAUAUGAUAAAUAUCAUGGAACAACUGACUGACAGCAUUGACUGUGAAAUUCAUGACGUUGUUCCUGACGGAAACUGUCUGUUCCGCUCUGUCGUUGACCAGCUGAGAAUGAAUGGGCAAUUUCAUUGGACAGCCAGCAAACUACGCCAUCUAGCAGUAGAAUUUUUAAGAGCAAACCCCAAUCACGAAGAUGGGACUCAUUUAGGAAUGUUUUUAUCUACUGAAACCUGGGAUGAAUAUCUCUCUAGAAUGGCUACUGACAAGGAAUGGGGUGAUCAACUUAUUUUACGGGGGAUAAGUAGUGUCACUGAAAGAGUCAUCUCCAUCAUCAGCGCAAUAGGAAGUGGUCAUAAUCAAACAACAAUUAGGCCUUCUAUUCCUAACGAGGACAGGGAACCAGACAAGGAACCUCUACAACUUGGUCACUUUGAUGACCAACACUACGUCAGUCUUAGAAAGAAAACCUGGGCGGACACUUGGUUUGAAAAUGGACGUAAAGUGAACAACAUUCAUGAGGAAGAUUUUCAAGCUAAAGACAGUAUUGUUACAUGGUACUAUUCAUCUUCAGAUAUCGAAGCUACUACAGACGCACUGACAUCGAUACCACUGAAACAUAUUAGUUUCCUCAUCGACAAAGGAAUUCCGAUAUCAUCAUUUCUAUGUAACGAAUGGACUUAUUCGAGUCAACACUCUGACAAGUGUUCCAAUUUUGUAGAAGUCGGGGCGCUAGUGGAAGGUCUGGACAAUACACUCAAUGAUCAGUCAAGAUUACAAAUUUCAUACAAUAAAAGAAGCAAUCAUCGACAUCUAGGCUUGACUGGAAUCGGACUUAUGAGUGCGUACGUCGUUCUGGGAGAUGUUCAGGAGAAAAGCGAGAUAGAAAAUCAGUUUACACUUGAUUUCGAGAACAUGCAACCUUCCAGAGUGAAACUGAUAGUGAUUAAACCUUCAACUACCACUCUUCUCUAUACCCGAAUAGAAAAUGGAACUGCCUAUCUAUCAACAGCACUUUGCAAUAGAGUUAUGGAGAAGGGAACAAAGAUGUUUGUAGCAAUAGAAUGUCUCAAGUGGCCCCCUUCUGUAUUAGACUCUUGGUUAGCAAGAGAAAGACCAGCUAGUUGGCCAACAAAGGACAUUAUAUCAAAAGUAUCGAAAGAGAGAUGUGUUGUUAUUCCCGAUAACUCUUCUGAUAGAUUGACUUGGAGACUAAAUUUCAUGAUUCCUCUCAAGGCAUUAAUCAAGAGUGGCACUAGCGCUCACCAGCGUCAUUGCUACAGAAUAUUCAAACUUUUGAUUGAUAGUUCAAGUAACGACAACAUGACCCUGUCAGUAUAUUCCGUUAAAUCAAUCUUUCUACAUGCCAUGGAGAAAGUUCCUCCACCAUACUGGAAACACAACAAGGGAGGAUGCUUAUUGUACUUGUUAGAUCGUUUGUUGUUUUCCAUUCAGAAAAAAUGUAUUCCAGACUAUUUCAUUCCAUCGUGGAAUGUACUAGAAGAUGUACCAGAAAGGGUAUAUAACAGUCUUUACUCUCGAAUUUUGGCGAUUCGUCAGUUUCCGAUUACUUCAAUAGUUUUGAUGGCAGAAAGGCAUGGAUUACCCGGAAGUACUUUCGCGGAACCUCUGAUAGAUCAUAUGGAGUCGGUAAAAGGUGGGAAUUACAUCGAAGGAUCUGAGAAAGAUGUCUACUUCCAGAUCAGCAUCGAAGAUGUAAAAAACAAAAUAUUGUACUAUUACUUGGAAAGCGCUACCAACUCAUUUGUUGAGCUGUAUGAAAACUUCAUUCUGUCUGACAAAGAUGCGCCAUCAAUGGAGGAAUUUGCAUGUUCCUGUUUGCAAGACUUGCCACAUAGAAUGCAGUGGUGGUUCUACUUUAUGUUAGACCAUUUUCAUGAUAGAAAAUCUCUCAAAGUUAUUAUGAGCCAUUAUGGUGGAAGGUCUAUCAGCGAUUUAUUGGGACCGAAUAAGAAGGUGGGAAAGUUUGAUGAAGUACGCAUACCACCUCCUUUGAUGCAUGACAUCAAAGCAUACAGCACAUGCGAAGCCGAUGUUGCUUUCAUAUCAGAACUGUCUUCAAUGCUUUUGACUGCCCAAUCGUACAAUCACAGUGCUCAUUAUACAAUGGAAUGUAUUCGCCUCUUAAAAGAAAAGAUAAAGGCCAGUACAAACUUUAGCCAGAUGGAUUCUGGACAGGUUCAUUAUCAAGCGAACUACAAAGGCCAAAUCACGACUUUGCAAUAUUACAUGUCUCUGCUAAUGGCAUUCCGACGUCUCUUUACUUGUCUGAAGUUCAUGGGUACUGUUGAUCUUUUCUCGGAAUACCUUGAAGACGCGGAGAAUGCAUGCGCAAUGAUAGGGAAGUCGGAUAAUUAUUACUACUUGGCGGAAUUUUACAGGGUUUUGGGAUGUACGGAGAAAUACCGUGAAGCCAUCAGGGUAUACAACGAUGGUUACGAGACGUACGACCAGGAAGUGUCGUAUGACUAGUAUUACGACCAGGAAGUGUCGCACGACUAGUAUUAGAACCAGGAAGUGUCGUAAGACAAAUAUUAAAACUACAUGUAUGCGAAAAAUGAAUUUUGUGCAGGUGUAUUAAACAGUGUAAAUGGGGGAGAAAUCCGUCUACAAGGACAUAAAACAUAAGAAAAUUGCAUUGCUUAGAAUUACAAAAGUUGAAUUGAUUCAUACUGGAACACUAGUGAUUUAAUAUUAAAAAAUGAUGGGCAUAAUCGCGUGCAAUGUGUAUAUUGUAUACGUCUUUACACGUUACUUUCUUUUGUUGUUGUUGUUUUAUUCUCUUUACAAGCUUGUAAUUUAAAAAGAUUAGAAUGCUAGCACCACAUCUAUUAUAUACUAUGCAACUAGAGGUUUUAAAAAUGUUUGAGUAUUGAUUAUAAAAUUUCUAUCAUUAGUGAUUAUCAUUACUUAGAAUUUAUAGAUUUUUAGGACCUGCAUUUUCUGCAUGUAAUGUUGGGGAAUUUGAUUGACUGGCUUUUUAAAUAUUGCAAUACAUGAUAGAAAUGUAUGAUAAUAAAUCACGAUUAAUUCUGGUUAAUGUGAAUAAAAAGAAUUAAAAUUGG
Messenger RNA from Ostrea edulis (European flat oyster), 4234 nucleotides. RefSeq lists its product as uncharacterized. Lineage: Eukaryota; Metazoa; Mollusca; Bivalvia; Ostreida; Ostreidae. The coding region runs from base 135 to 3641 and encodes 1168 amino acids. The transcript has 9 exons. The record is from RefSeq and is a predicted model, not a curated record.